AUGACGACGAAGAUAACACCAACCAAUAAUAUAUUCAUCGAUAUAGUAAAUAUAUCAAGCGCAAUAGAAUUUUCAUUAUUCAAUAAUAUAUCGGAUAAAUAUAUUUAUAUAACGCCUGGAACAAAUGAAAUAAUAAAUAAUAAAACGAAUAAUACGACUUCAUCAACGAUGCAAACAACCAGCAUACAGUCGAAUAAUACAACAGAUAAAUCAACAAAAACAACAAACGAUAUAAAAUAUACAGUUGGUAUUAAUGAAUUAACAAACAACAACAUUACAACAAACACAAUCACAAACAACCCCACAACAACAUCCAUCACACCAGCAUCACAAUCUGCACCAAUCAAUUCAAGCACAACUCAAACGCAAACUCAAACUCAAAUACCAACAAACAUCACAACUACAACUGGUCCAACUGCAUCUAAUCAAACUACUCCAUCCACCGCAUCAACAACCACUAAUCCAAACAUAACCACCAUCACUCAACCAACAACACCCUACACAUCUAUCAACACGUCCACAACAACAUCGACCAGCAUCACUACUCCACCACUCACACUCAACGCAACCACUCUCACAACAACCCUCAACACCGCAACCGCAAACGCAAACGCAACCGCAACCGAAACCGCACCCACAACCACAAACAACACUCCUCUCACAAUCACACUCAACGCUACAACAACAUCCAUCACACCAGCAUCACAAUCUGCACCAAUCAAUUCAAGCACAACUCAAACUCAUACUACAACAAACAUCACAACUACAACUGGUCCAACUGCAUCUAAUCAAACUACUCCAUCCACCGCAUCAACAACCACUAAUCCAAACAUAACCACCAUCACUCAACCAACAACACCCUACACAUCUAUCAACACGUCCACAACAACAUCGACCAGCAUCACUACUCCACCACUCACACUCAACGCAACCACUCUCACAACAACACUCAACACCGCAACCGCAAACGCAUCCGCAACUGCAACAGCACCCACAACCACAAACACCACUCCUCUCACAAUCACACUCAACGCCACAACAACAUCCAUCACACCAGCAUCACAAUCUGCACCAAUCAAUUCAAGCACAACUCAAACGCAAACUCAAACUCAAACUCAAAUACCAACAAACAUCACAACUACAACUGGUCCAACUGCAUCUAAUCAAACUACUCCAUCCACCGCAUCAACAACCACUAAUCCAAACAUAACCACCAUCACUCAACCAACAACACCCUACACUUCUAUCAACACGUCCACAACAACAUCGACCAGCAUCACUACUCCACCACUCACACUCAACGCAACCACUCUCACAACAACCCUCAACACCGCAACCGCAAACGCAAACGCAACUGCAACAGCACCCACAACCACAAACACCACUCCUCUCACAAUCACACUCAACGCCACAACAACAUCCAUCACACCAGCAUCACAAUCUGCACCAAUCAAUUCAAGCACAACUCAAACGCAAAUACAAACUCAAACUCAAAUACCAACAAACAUCACAACUACAACUGGUCCAACUGCAUCUAAUCAAACUACUCCAUCCACCGCAUCAACCACCACUAAUCCAAACAUAACCACCAUCUCUCAACCAACAACACCCUACACUUCUAUCAACACGUCCACAACAACAUCGACCAGCAUCACUACUCCACCACUCACACUCAACGCAACCACUCUCACAACAACCCUCAACACCGCAACCGCAAACGCAAACGCAACUGCAACAGCACCCACAACCACAAACACCACUCCUCUCACAAUCACACUCAACGCCACAACAACAUCCAUCACACCAGCAUCACAAUCUGCACCAAUCAAUUCAAGCACAACUCAAACGCAAACUCAAACUCAAAUACCAACAAACAUCACAACUACAACUGGUCCAACUGCAUCUAAUCAAACUACUCCAUCCACCGCAUCAACAACCACUAAUACAAACAUAACCACCAUCACUCAACCAACAACACCCUACACUUCUAUCAACACGUCCACAACAACAUCGACCAGCAUCACUACUCCACCACUCACACUCAACGCAACCACUCUCACAACAACACUCAACACCGCAACCGCAAACGCAUCCGCAACUGCAACAGCACCCACAACCACAAACACCACUCCUCUCACAAUCACACUCAACGCCACAACAACAUCCAUCACACCAGCAUCACAAUCUGCACCAAUCAAUUCAAGCACAACUCAAACGCAAACUCAAACUCAAAUACCAACAAACAUCACAACUACAACUGGUCCAACUGCAUCUAAUCAAACUACUCCAUCCACCGCAUCAACAACCACUAAUACAAACAUAACCACCAUCACUCAACCAACAACACCCUACACUUCUAUCAACACGUCCACAACAACAUCGACCAGCAUCACUACUCCACCACUCACACUCAACGCAACCACUCUCACAACAACCCUCAACACCGCAACCGCAAACGCAAACGCAACUGCAACAGCACCCACAACCACAAACACCACUCCUCUCACAAUCACACUCAACGCCACAACAACAUCCAUCACACCAGCAUCACAAUCUGCACCAAUCAAUUCAAGCACAACUCAAACGCAAACUCAAACUCAAAUACCAACAAACAUCACAACUACAACUGGUCCAACUGCAUCUAAUCAAACUACUCCAUCCACCGCAUCAACCACCACUAAUCCAAACAUAACCACCAUCACUCAACCAACAACACCCUACACUUCUAUUAACACGUCCACAACAACAUCGACCAGCAUCACUACUCCACCACUCACACUCAACGCAACCACUCUCACAACAACACUCAACACCGCAACCGCAAACGCAUCCGCAACUACAACAGCACCCACAACCACAAACACCACUCCUCUCACAAUCACACUCAACGCCACAACAACAUCCAUCACACCAGCAUCACAAUCUGCACCAAUCAAUUCAAGCACAACUCAAACGCAAACUCAAACUCAAACUCAAAUACCAACAAACAUCACAACUACAACUGGUCCAACUGCAUCUAAUCAAACUACUCCAUCCACCGCAUCAACAACCACUAAUCAAAACAUAACCACCAUCACUCAACCAACAACACCCUACACUUCUAUCAACACGUCCACAACAACAUCGACCAGCAUCACUACUCCACCACUCACACUCAACGCAACCACUCUCACAACAACACUCAACACCGCAACCGCAAACGCAAACGCAACUGCAACAGCACCCACAACCACAAACACCACUCCUCUCACAAUCACACUCAACGCCACAACAACAUCCAUCACACCAGCAUCACAAUCUGCACCAAUCAAUUCAAGCACAACUCAAACGCAAACUCAAACUCAAAUACCAACAAACAUCACAACUACAACUGGUCCAACUGCAUCUAAUCAAACUACUCCAUCCACCGCAUCAACCACCACUAAUCCAAACAUAACCACCAUCACUCAACCAACAACACCCUACACAUCUAUCAACACGUCCACAACAACAUCGACCAGCAUCACUACUCCACCACUCACACUCAACGCAACCACUCUCACAACAACACUCAACACCGCAACCGCAAACGCAUCCGCAACUGCAACAGCACCCACAACCACAAACACCACUCCUCUCACAAUCACACUCAACGCCACAACAACAUCCAUCACACCAGCAUCACAAUCUGCACCAAUCAAUUCAAGCACAACUCAAACGCAAACUCAAACUCAAACUCAAAUAACAACAAACAUCACAACUACAACUGGUCCAACUGCAUCUAAUCAAACUACUCCAUCCACCGCAUCAACCACCACUAAUCCAAACAUAACCACCAUCACUCAACCAACAACACCCUACACUUCUAUCAACACGUCCACAACAACAUCGACCAGCAUCACUACUCCACCACUCACACUCAACGCAACCACUCUCACAACAACACUCAACACCGCAACCGCAAACGCAUCCGCAACUGCAACAGCACCCACAACCACAAACACCACUCCUCUCACAAUCACACUCAACGCCACAACAACAUCCAUCACACCAGCAUCACAAUCUGCACCAAUCAAUUCAAGCACAACUCAAACGCAAACUCAAACUCAAAUACCAACAAACAUCACAACUACAACUGGUCCAACUGCAUCUAAUCAAACUACUCCAUCCACCGCAUCAACAACCACUAAUCCAAACAUAACCACCAACACUCAACCAACAACACCCUACACUUCUAUCAACACGUCCACAACAACAUCGACCAGCAUCACUACUCCACCACUCACACUCAACGCAACCACUCUCACAACAACACUCAACACCGCAACCGCAAACGCUAACGCAACCGCAACCACAACCACAACCACAACCACAAACACCACUCCUCUCACAAUCACACUCAACGCCACAACAACUUCCAUCACACCAGCAUCACAAUCUGCACCAAUCAAUUCAAGCACAACUCAAACGCAAACUCAAACUCAAACUCAAAUACCAACAAACAUCACAACUACAACUGGUCCAACUGCAUCUAAUCAAACUACUCCAUCCACCGCAUCAACAACCACUAAUCAAAACAUAACCACCAUCACUCAACCAACAACACCCUACACUUCUAUCAACACGUCCACAACAACAUCGACCAGCAUCACUACUCCACCACUCACACUCAACGCAACCACUCUCACAACAACACUCAACACCGCAACCGCAAACGCAUCCGCAACUGCAACAGCACCCACAACCACAAACACCACUCCUCUCACAAUCACACUCAACGCCACAACAACAUCCAUCACACCAGCAUCACAAUCUGCACCAAUCAAUUCAAGCACAACUCAAACGCAAACUCAAACUCAAAUACCAACAAACAUCACAACUACAACUGGUCCAACUGCAUCUAAUCAAACUACUCCAUCCACCGCAUCAACAACCACUAAUCAAAACAUAACCACCAUCACUCAACCAACAACACCCUACACUUCUAUCAACACGUCCACAACAACAUCGACCAGCAUCACUACUCCACCACUCACACUCAACGCAACCACUCUCACAACAACCCUCAACACCGCAACCGCAAACGCAAACGCAACUGCAACAGCACCCACAACCACAAACACCACUCCUCUCACAAUCACACUCAACGCCACAACAACAUCCAUCACACCAGCAUCACAAUCUGCACCAAUCAAUUCAAGCACAACUCAAACGCAAACUCAAACUCAAACUCAAAUACCAACAAACAUCACAACUACAACUGGUCCAACUGCAUCUAAUCAAACUACUCCAUCCACCGCAUCAACAACCACUAAUCCAAACAUAACCACCAUCACUCAACCAACAACACCCUACACAUCUAUCAACACGUCCACAACAACAUCGACCAGCAUCACUACUCCACCACUCACACUCAACGCAACCACUCUCACAACAACACUCAACACCGCAACCGCAAACGCAUCCGCAACUGCAACAGCACCCACAACCACAAACACCACUCCUCUCACAAUCACACUCAACGCCACAACAACAUCCAUCACACCAGCAUCACAAUCUGCACCAAUCAAUUCAAGCACAACUCAAACGCAAACUCAAACUCAAAUACCAACAAACAUCACAACUACAACUGGUCCAACUGCAUCUAAUCAAACUACUCCAUCCACCGCAUCAACAACCACUAAUCCAAACAUAACCACCAUCACUCAACCAACAACACCCUACACUUCUAUCAACACGUCCACAACAACAUCGACCAGCAUCACUACUCCACCACUCACACUCAACGCAACCACUCUCACAACAACCCUCAACACCGCAACCGCAAACGCAUCCGCAACUGCAACAGCACCCACAACCACAAACACCACUCCUCUCACAAUCACACUCAACGCCACAACAACAUCCAUCACACCAGCAUCACAAUCUGCACCAAUCAAUUCAAGCACAACUCAAACGCAAACUCAAACUCAAACUCAAAUACCAACAAACAUCACAACUACAACUGGUCCAACUGCAUCUAAUCAAACUACUCCAUCCACCGCAUCAACAACCACUAAUCAAAACAUAACCACCAUCACUCAACCAACAACACCCUACACUUCUAUCAACACGUCCACAACAACAUCGACCAGCAUCACUACUCCACCACUCACACUCAACGCAACCACUCUCACAACAACACUCAACACCGCAACCGCAAACGCAUCCGCAACUGCAACAGCACCCACAACCACAAACACCACUCCUCUCACAAUCACACUCAACGCCACAACAACAUCCAUCACACCAGCAUCACAAUCUGCACCAAUCAAUUCAAGCACAACUCAAACGCAAACUCAAACUCACCUCAUAAAUACAACUGGCUCUACUCUCUCUACAUCUGUUCUCGUUAUUUCAUCGUUUUCUGUUACCAGUAAUUCUUCGGGGGAAAAUAUACCUACUACUCCUUCUCCUCCUACUAAUAUUACUACUACUCAGUCAACGACAAAAUCAACAACAAUAACGGCACAACCUCAGGUAGACGUAUUAUCGACGACGACAACAACAGUAACAAAAUCGUCUAACACAACAAUACCAACCUAUGAUGGAGUUCCUACAUACAGUUUUGUUGAAUUUUCUCUGGCAACGAGACCGUCAACUGCAAUCGCACCGGUUAUGCUACCACUCGUUUCUACUAAAUUCAAUGUUAAAUCAAAUUUAUAUAAUCAAGUUAAUGAUACACCAGUUGAAUGGAUUGAAGAAUAUUCCAAUACAGAUUCACCUGGUUAUGCUAAUUUAAAAUCAAAAUAUUGUGAUUUAUUAACAUACUACUUAAAACAAGGUGAUAGUAAUGCAGCAGAUGGUGCAAGUUGUGAAAAAGUGACUUUUACACCAGUAACUAGUACUAGACCAGAUGGUACAGUGAUACGAAGUGUACAAGGUGAUACAAUGAUUAAUGUACCGACAACAACAGGAACACAAUUAACGAGUAGUCAACUUUAUGGAUUAUUUAUAAAUGGAUAUAAUAAAACUAGUACAUCACCAUCAUCUAUUAAACUAAAUGCAUUAGAUGUUCAACGCACUUCAGGUACAGUUACAUGUUCACAAUUUACUAAUCCAUGUGGAGAACAUGCUACAUGCCGUGAUUCACCCCCAGGUAUUACUUGCUUUUGUAAUUCUAUGUGGAAAGAUAUGAAUCCAAAUGAUCCUGGAAAACAAUGUGCUUUACAUCCAGCUGCAAUUGCAUUAAUUGUUUUAGCAUCAUUACUAUUAUUGGCUGCAUUGAUCUUAUUACUUAUUUGUUUAUUACGUAGACGUCGACGAAGGAAUAGUUCCAUUUUAGCAUCAACUGAUUUAGCAACAUUGAAUAAAUUAAAAGAAACUAAAUCAUGGAGAUCAAAGUUAGAUAAAAAUAAAAUUCAACUUGAUCCAGAUCAGUCCAUUUCAAUGGCUCGUGCUUCAGUGACAGAUAGCCCAAUAGCAUUAACAUCUAUUCCAGCGUCGCCAGUUCCACUAACAGGUUUACCAAUGCCACUUACUCCAACAGCGAGUAACAUGAUUGACGGUCUUCCACAAAGAGUUGGAAGUGCAUUGCCUCUUACAGGAUCUGCACUCCCCUUGUCUGCGCUCAGAGGUAGUAUGCCGAUUAACGGCGGUCAACAAAUUCCAGCAUCUGCAUUGCCUCUUACAGGAUCUGCACUCCCCUUGUCUGCGCUCAGAGGUAGUAUGCCGAUUAACGGCGGUCAACAAAUUCCAGCAUCGCCAGUUCCACUAACAGGUUUACCAAUGCCACUUACUCCAACAGCGAGUAACAUGAUUGACGGUCUUCCACAAAGAGUUGGAAGUGCAUUGCCUCUUACAGGAUCUGCACUCCCCUUGUCUGCGCUCAGAGGUAGUAUGCCGAUUAACGGCGGUCAACAAAUUCCAGCAUCGCCAAUUCAACCAACAGGUUUACCAAUGCCACUUACUCCAGUAGGAAGUAACAUGACUGGCGGUCUUCAAAAAAUAGUUGGAACGCCAGCUGGAUUGGUAGGGUCAACACUACCUCUCACCUCAAUGAAUAAGAUGAUGCCUAGUGAUAUGUCAAGAUUGGCAACAGCAGUCCCUGCAGCUCAAAUGUUAUCAACAAACAUGCAAAUUCCUAAAUCUCCAGUUAUAACUAACAUGUUAACCAAUGCAUCAGGAAGUUUACCACAGAAUUCUAUGAUUCCAUCAACAAUUUCACAGAAUAAUCCAUCAAUCAAUUCGAAUAUUUUCAAUUUUGAAAAUUUAGAUAAAAUUUGA
Schistosoma margrebowiei is the source of this 8244-nucleotide messenger RNA. NCBI's taxonomy places the organism in Eukaryota, Metazoa, Platyhelminthes, Trematoda, Strigeidida, Schistosomatidae. The record is from the annotation of a GenBank genome assembly.